Messenger RNA from Podarcis raffonei (Aeolian wall lizard), 422 nucleotides. Its product is annotated as molybdopterin synthase sulfur carrier subunit-like. The coding region runs from base 162 to 422 and encodes 86 amino acids. Gene Ontology annotation, cellular component: cytosol. The transcript is spliced from 3 exons. The record is from RefSeq and is a predicted model, not a curated record. NCBI's taxonomy places the organism in Eukaryota, Metazoa, Chordata, Lepidosauria, Squamata, Lacertidae. Gene Ontology annotation, biological process: Mo-molybdopterin cofactor biosynthetic process.
GGAGGUGGAGCCGCUGGGAGGCGGUGCCGAAAGAGGCCGGCUCGGCUUAGUCGCCUCCGCGGCCUUUCACGGAGCUGACGCAGGCGCAAAAAAGGAGAACCCCGCAAGCCGAUAGCUGAGAAAGGAGAGCGGGGCAGCUGCCUGCCCGUGACGGCGCGCCCAUGAGCUGCGAGGUGGUAGUGCUGUACUUUGCAAAAAGUGCCGAAUUAGCCGGUGUCCGCACUGAGACCAUUUCCGUGCCCCAACAGAUAACAUCCCUGCAGCUGUGGGAAGAAAUUGUCAAGAGGCAUUCAAGGCUCGCUGCUAUACAGGAACAAGUCGUCUUUGCUGUCCGCCAGGAAUACGUGCUUCUUGGGGAUCAACUGGUGGUCCUCAACCCAGGGGACGAGGUUGCUGUUAUCCCCCCAAUUAGUGGAGGUUAG